This is a messenger RNA of Cynara cardunculus var. scolymus (artichoke), 276 nucleotides long. Its product is annotated as glycine-rich RNA-binding protein 10-like. The record is from RefSeq and is a predicted model, not a curated record. NCBI's taxonomy places the organism in Eukaryota, Viridiplantae, Streptophyta, Magnoliopsida, Asterales, Asteraceae. The transcript is spliced from 2 exons. The coding region runs from base 1 to 276 and encodes 91 amino acids.
AUGAUGGAUGAGGUAGUUGUAGUUGAUGCGGUGGAGGUAAUUGUGAUGGUGGUUGCCGAUGGUGGUGGUGGUGGUUAUAGUAGAGGUGAAGGUGGUGUUGGUUAUGGUGGAGGUGGAGUGGUAGUGAUAGCCGAUGAUGGUGGUUAUGGUGGAGGUGAGGUGGCUCAUGGUAGUAAAGAUAGUGGCGAUAAAUGGUGGUGGUCAGUGGGCGAUGGUGGUUGUGGAGGUGGUGGAGGAGGUUGUAGUAGAGGAGAAGGUGAAGGUGGUCAACAAUAG